Molecule: messenger RNA, 1910 nt
Organism: Neocloeon triangulifer
Lineage: Eukaryota; Metazoa; Arthropoda; Insecta; Ephemeroptera; Baetidae
Exons: 4
Coding region: 154-705 (183 amino acids)
Source: RefSeq, a predicted model, not a curated record
CAAGACGGGUAGGCAGGGCUGCAUUGCUGAACUGAACACAAACCAGCCACUGAACCGACACAAACAACAGCCAAUUUGAAGAUAUCAAUCAAGUGAUCAAGUGGCAUCGUGGCAUGCCACCAGGUCAGUAAAGACUCACCUCCGAGGCACAUCAUGCCCGACACAGCCGCCAACGCCACCUCCAGUUCCUCCGCCUCCGCCGGUUCGGCCGAGCCCCGCGUCCACCGAGGCGAAGGGGUCGCUCCGCCCCAACUGCCCCUAAGCCCAGUGACCGACCUGCCCAAAAACACAGUCCAAGUGCCCUCGUCCCCUCCACCCUCUUACGAAGAAGUUCUAGCCGAGAAUCGUUUGGUGGCCGCGCGGGAAGCGGCGGCCGCGGCCGCGAGUGCGUCGGCCGGAGCAUGUGGGGGGUCGGACCAGGCGAGGGGCAGCACCGAGAAGCCCCCUGUGUCCAGCGUGGGCCGCACAGGGCCGUUGCAGAUUCAACACAAGUCGAGUAAGGCCUUGUACAGGGCCGUCGCGGCACAGUGGGGACUGACGUGCAAGAUGAGCGACAAGUGUCGCUGUCUUGACUGUCAAGGACGCUAUUUUGAUUGCGAGUAUGAGCAGAACGAGCAGGAAAAGACGGAUGGCGGAUUGGGAGCUGGCACUCCGAUGUUCAUAUCCGACGUCAUGGGUGGAUCCGUGGGCUGCACGUUGCUUUAGACUGUUUCAUUCCAACUGAGUGUGACCUGAUCUGUCUGUCUCGACGAAAAAUUUGCGAACGCGGUGCAGGAGGAAAUUUAUAUUGCUGAACGCAACCUGCGACGCACGACGAUGCGCCAGGUUGUCUGCUUGUUUAGUGUUUAGGAGUUGCGCCGAGCUCCUGGUUGAGGGAAAAAAAUUGUAAAUCUGAAAGGUUUCGCCGGAACGAAUGUACAAAAAAAGCAAGCGCAUGACGUGCAUUUGAUUGGUCUGUGUGUUGUUACGGAGACUAAACGGAAUUUCCAAAAAAUGUUCAAAAUUUGAAUCUUGAAAUUUUGUUCAAUUGGAAAAGCAGUCGUGAAUUUGUAAAAGGCUUAAAAUCUAUUUUGUGGCUGGAUAAUUUAAGAGACAAAACUUUUCAAGAACCUCCGCCAAUGCAUUGCAAGAGUAAAAACUUGUAACUAUAAAUGUAAGAAAAGAUUUAUAUAGAGGAAAAUUACCCACAAUGGAGAUGUACAUGUAUCUCACUGUCACACAGUUGACCAGAUUCCUACACAGAAAUAAAAUGGCAGCGAAAAUAUUAAUUGAGAGAAAAUAUAUGAGAUAUAAAAUAUUACAAAAUAACACGAGGAAAGAAGGCCUAACUAAAAAGGUGGCAAAAUGACCACUCUUUGGAAGCAAAACUAAAAAAUAUUUGAAAAAAAUAAUGGAAUAUUGGAAACUUUUAAUUUCGUAAAGUGGGCCAUUGGAAGAAGCUAAUUAAAAUCUUAAUAAAAUUUGGAAACUUUUCAAUAUUCAAAACUGGAAUUAUUAGAGGCUGGAUAUUUUUGGAAGUGGUUUGGUCAAUGGACGCUAAACGAGUGAAAUGUUAGUUAACUGUUGUACCCUGGUGUAUUAAUUAAUUACAAGGAGGGUGGAAUUUGGAAAUCUGAAUUUAAAGAAAGCCCCUCCAAUGGCUUACUUAAAAAAAAUCUGAAAGAGAACAUUCUGAUAGCCAUUUAAGGAUAAGCAGUUAUUUGAAAACGGGUAAAUAAAUUGCAAUUAAUUUUCGUUUUCAGAAAAUUAAACCGAAAAGUGUUGUUUGAUGUUCCUCUGUUGUAAAUUGGACAAAUCAAUGACUUUUCAUCGUUUCAAGCUUGUGUCUUUUGAUUCAGAAUAUAAUUAAAAUAUUUAUUACUCAUGCAAAAUAAAUGUAAAAUGUGAAUUGAGUCAAUAAAAUAAUGAAA